UGUAAGCGGCUGUGUUUACAAUUUUCUACGGGAAAGGAAAGUAGAUUUCAGUAGCGCUUUGCUCCACGAUUACAUUGAAAAUUAGUCGGAAAUCCAGUUUUGAGAUAGCUUCUGACAUGUCCUGUUGUGUACAUAUGAGACCCAAACUUGUAUUUGAUUCUGCGAAAGCUUGUUUCUAAAAGGUGUCGCGAAAAUGUGCGACAAAUUUAACCAGGAUGUUCAAUGUAAUCAAAUACAGGUGAAAUGUGAGAUGGAAGUUGCAUCUUCUGAUCAAAACAAAGAAAGUCAAUCAAACAUUGUUUGCAAUAAUGUUGAAGUAAGCCUAAAUCAAAGGAGAAAGCGUUUGCAUAUGGGCAUCGUUACGUGUGAUGAGGUUGGAAAUGCAUCCCUUGCUGAGCCGCAGGACCUUACAAGAAAUACAGAGAGAACAGAUGUUAACAGAGGGCUUUAUCCAGUUGUAAGAAACAAGAGAAGGAAAAUAGACACUGGGAAUGAUGAUGUACAAUUAAAUCAUAAUGCUGCAUGUCCGGGAUUUAUGCCGGCCUCACAAGCCCAUGGUUUUGUUUCUGCCAGUAACAUGUAUAGAAUUGACAAUUAUUCCAGACAGAACAAUGCUUCACCAGCAAAUACAUCUCAUUCAAAUUCCAGUUCACCUCGAAAACCACAAAAGAAAAUAAAGCAGAUUCUAAAUCAGGGAAGUAUUAUGAAUUUUAUUUCUUUAAAACCUAGUACACCAGAUAAGACUCACAGAAGCAAUGGUAUCAAAGAAGAAAAAGUUGAAUUAGACACUAAAAAUGAGAAGGUAUCUGCUACUACUGCUGAACAAAAAGAUGAUGAUGAUGAUGAUGACAUCAGUGCUUUAUACACGGGGAGAUCUGUGAUGUUUUCGCCAAUUAAGAAGCAGGGUUCAGAUGAUGACUCUACUGCAUGUAUCUACAUCAGCGACAGUAGCCCUUCCAGCAGUCCAGCUUCUUCGCAAGGCUCACGGACCAACAGUCAGAGGUCCACAGUUGCAAACAAUGUAGUUGUUAAAAGACUGUUUGAAGCCCAAAAGACUGUUGAUAAAAAUGUACCCCAAAAAGGACCUAUGAAGCGGAAAAGUAUAAGUCAGAAACCCAGCACAUUGCCAUUCAUUUCAAAGAAUGAAUUAAGCAAUCUUAAAACUGAAGCUGCAAAGUAUUUUGAAAAUGACAGUUUUGAUAUGAAUGCUGUGUUUAACUCCGAUAUGGAGGAUUUUGCUGACAGUCCAAAGCCACCAAUUCCAGUUUCUAAAGCAAUUAAAUCAGACAAGUACGGUCUUUUAGGAACAGGCUCAUAUCCAAGAGAGAACUCUGAGAAAGUCAAUUACUUUGAACGUCUUCCACCAGAAGUGCUGGAGAACAUAUUUUGUCAGUUGCCAAUGCUAGACUUGUCCCUCAACAGUAACCGCGUCUGUUCUCAGUGGAACUCAAUAAUUGGCAAUGAAAAGUUUGUUCCCUGGAAGAAGCUCUACAGCCAACUGAAGCGUAACCAUGGUGACAGUCGUCAACGGCUACAGGAAAUCAUGUCUAAACACCACAUGACAUUCCCGUCCAAGUACCUGGCUGCACUUGUCAGGUACAUGCGUGAUUUCAAGCCAGUAACAGCAGGAAACAUGAGAGAGUGUCUGAGUCGUCAUAGUAAAUACAAGCUGGCUUCUCAACUCUUGGAGGAGAGGCUGCCGGACUGUGUCAUACAUAAGAUCCCCAACCCUUGGAGCGUGAUCGCCCUGUUGGUGAUAUUGGCCCCUGACGUGUACGAGAUCCAGGAGAUCAUGAGCUGCCUGUCCAUCCCCACGUCCCAGUGUACAGCCAUGGAAAUCAUUGAGUGCCUCUACUGUAUUGCCUGCUUCCUGUUUGCGUUCAAGCUGGCUAAACGGGCAGAUGUUUGGAACGGGAUGCACUAUCGUCUAUUCUACGCACUAUAUCUGUUUGAAAAUGCUUCAUCUUCUUCCGCUGGCGAUCUCAAAACCAUCAUGGCAGACAGCAAAGCAGGGCAGCAGUCACUGUAUAAAUACAGUGCUGCUCAGGAUAGUGUACGGUUGACCCAUGAACAACUGCGGAUUGUGAAACACCAGGCAGGGCCUCAUGAAGUCAUUAAAAUUGUCGCAUUCGCAGGUACGGGAAAGACAACCACACUUGUACGCUACACACAGUUUCGCCCUGACAAGAAGUUUCUGCUGGUUGUUUACAACAAGUCUGUACGUGACUAUGCAAAAACCAAAUUUCCACAUAAUGUUGAGUGCCGCACUGGACAUUCAUUGGCAUUUGGAGUGUUUGGAAGACGAUUUGCGCACAAGUUGGGAAAUCUCAAGGUUUACACACUGACGCAGGCUCUCCAAGCUCGCAAGGGAAUCAACCUCUACCUACAGGCUAAGUUCGUCAUGACGACCCUCGAGAAUUAUUUUGCUUCAGCUGACGAAGCAAUAUCCAUGGAACACGUGCCGAGCGAACAGAUGGAUGAGAAAACUGGGCUGAAGACAGCGAUUAACCUCGGUGAAAAACGGGCCCUGGCAAUGGAUGCUCAGUCUAUCUGGCACAAGAUGCAGGAAUACAAUGAAAAGAAGGUUGUCAUGACCCAUGACGGCUACUUGAAACUGUACCAGCUUUCUCGCCCGCGUCUCGACAGAUACAACUGUAUUCUCAUAGAUGAGGCACAGGAUCUCACACCUGCCAUCACAGACAUCUUGUUACGGCAGCCACAGGGUAAAAUACUUGUUGGGGACCCUCAUCAGCAGAUCUACAGUUUUCGAGGGGCGGUCAAUGCCAUGGAACUUAUCCCAGCUGACACAGUCUUCUAUCUCACUCAGUCUUUCCGGUUUGGCCCCGAGAUUGCCCAUGUGGCCAUGAGUUGUUUGGAGGUUUUGAAAGGGGAGACUAAGAAAACUCUCGUAGGCAGUGGGAAAAAAUGUCAAAUCAACGGGGACAGAGUUGGUCAGUUAGCCAUUAUCUGCCGGUGUAACUUUACUGUGUUCAGCGAAGCAGUGAAAAAGUGUUGCUACUCGAAUGAGGAAUGCAGGGUUGCAUUUAUUGGCGGUACAGACAAUUUUGGCUUUCCAAUGCUCAUGGACAUGUACAGUCUAACGCUGCCUCCGAAUGAAAGAGACAAAGAGGGUCAUGUAAUAAAGAACAAGUUUGUUGCCAUGUUCAAAACACUUGGCGAUCUGGAAAAGUUUGCGACAAAAUCACUGGACGUGGAGCUACAGGGAAAGAUUAAGAUUGUGAAGACGUACCACCACAAUCUGCCCGUGUUUAUAAACAAGAUCCAGAGCAAGUGUGUGCGGGAUGAAAGGCAAGCAGACUAUGUGUUCAGUACCGCCCACAAGGCCAAAGGUCUUGAGUUCAGCACAGUGCGGGUGACCGACGACUUUGCGGGUGACAUUUCCCGGGCAAUCAUUGUGAUGCCCAACCCAGUGGCAGGGCUCGCUGACCUUGCACGUGGGUGGGGCGGGGAAGAGAAUGAUCGGGAGGAGGACCUGAACUAUAUCGCCGUCAGACCCAGCAGUGAGUGUAAGGAGGAUGAGCACAAUCUACUUUACGUGGCCGUCACCCGUGCCAAGAAUGCCCUCCAGAUGUCGCCUACCCUUCUUACUAUCCUCAAAAGAGCUGGGAUUCGGUUCACAUACCCAGUAUCGAGUGCAAAGCUUGCAGAGCGAGUUGUGCCGUUUAGGUGUUUGGAGACGAAUGCAGAGUUCAAACCCCACUGUGUGACCCUGGAGAAGCAGAAAAUUACCUUGGCUGAUGGGACAGUCAGAGAAGGAGGGGUGUAUAGCCCCGCCCUGCUGACGGAGGACAGUCACAGCAUGGCGGAACUGUUGGGGCUUUCUCCACAGGAGAUUAAGGAAAAGCAAAAACUGGAGGAGAAAUUAUGAUCCCACCAUACUAAGGUGUCCAGCUGAAAUCAAAACAAACAUGGAGUGGGACUUGUUUAAAUUUGUGAUGUGUUAUACAUGUAGUUGAAGUUGACAUCAAAGACUGUACCGCUAUAUUCUCACUGUCAUUAUGAAACAAUUCGUUUUACACGAGAGUACCAAAUUCAGUGCAUGCUCAUGUGUUACUUUUAUCUGUCAUUUUCUGUGUUUUUGGUGCUACUAUUAUGACAGUAUAGUGGUAUAUGGUGUUUCAUUUGAAUGUUUCGAUGUUUAAAGAUAUUGUGUUUACAAUCUACAUUUGUAUUUAUUUAUUAAUGAAAAUAUUAAAUGAAAAUAUAAUUAUUGUACGUUUAAAACCAAGUGGGGUGUUCCUCCAGUAUUUACUUGGGGUAUUAUUGGCAAUAUCUUAUAUUGUAUGGUAGCAGUUGGUUCUACUUGACUGAAUAAUAAAUAAGGGAUUGUCAUUAGUUGUCUUGUACAGUAUAACAGCACACAGUUUAAGAGAAUUUUAUACCAAAAAACGCUUAAAUACUUACUUUUCACAUGCAUCUUACCAGCUCGCUAGACUAGUCACCAGAUGAUACCAUGGAAAAAAAAUUAAAAUCCCAGUAAAU
Mya arenaria is the source of this 4503-nucleotide messenger RNA. RefSeq names its product F-box DNA helicase 1-like. Lineage: Eukaryota; Metazoa; Mollusca; Bivalvia; Myida; Myidae. Bases 194 to 3889 code for a protein of 1231 amino acids. Gene Ontology annotation, biological process: double-strand break repair via homologous recombination; replication fork processing. Gene Ontology annotation, cellular component: nucleus. The record is from RefSeq and is a predicted model, not a curated record. Gene Ontology annotation, molecular function: DNA binding; protein binding; 3'-5' DNA helicase activity. The transcript is spliced from 19 exons.